GACAGUCUGUACAGAUCCAUUUCUUAUAUUCAUUGGUGAUGGAUGAUAGUUAUACAAAUACAUUCAGAGAUCCAGUGCAGAUAUCUAGAGCCAGCUGCUCAUUGUUUUAUUUUACCUUCGCCUGGCUUUUUUAUGAUGGGAUCUUUUUUAAUUCCUUAUCUUAUCAUUCCAGAUACUGGGGCAACUGUAGCUCCAACAGCAUAUUUAAAGACUAAGAAGAAGCAGCUAAAGCUUUGUGAGGCCAAGAAGAAGAAGCAGCACACACUCACAGAAAAAAUCAAUGACCUGACUAAGGAAAGAGACUCCCUCCGCCAACAAGUUCAAAAUGAUGGUGGGACAAUUGGCACAUCUUCCUCGGCCAACCCGUCUCCUGUUGCAUCUUCUUUCUCUUCAUCCUCCAGUCCAACCAACUCCACAUCAUCUUCGUCAUCCAGCUCCUCUUCAUCCAGCUCCUCUUUAUCCUCUUCAUCCAGCUCCUCUUUAUCCUCUUCAUCCAGCUCCUCAUCCUUAUCAACUGAUUCCUCAGAUUCAGAGAAGAAGUUGAAGAAAAGACGCAAGAAGAAAAAGACGCACCACCACCAGAGUCUCAAGACAAAGGACAAGAGAAAGAAAAAACAGAGGAAAAAAGGGCAACAUGGCAAGCAGAGAGAGGUCAUCAAGAGAUACAGAAAAGUCCUUAAGGCAUAUAAGAAAGGAAGAAAGUUGAAUGUGGCAUAUCGAAGGGUCGGUGUCGACAGAAACACCAUCGUCGCCAGUGCUCCCAUCUGUGAGCUGGCUGUUGUGGCACCAAAGAAAUACAAGGAGUUGCUGCUUGCUCAUACACCACAACAACGACUGCAGGACUUUGCCAGAAAAUGUCAGGAAGUGUUGAUUAAUGAUUCAAACCUUUUGAGGGAUGUUGAACAUCAACAGAAAAAGGGGAAACUGCUUCCUCUGUCUAAGAAAACUUAGUGUUGUUUUACUGUGUGAUGGUGCCCUAGAGCAGUUCAGUUGUGGCUCGGGUCGAGUUCAUUUAGUAUAGCGAGUCCAGGUUGUGGAUAUGUUCAUAUCAGUAAUGCCAAUGGCUUUAUUUUGAUUUACUUUUUUUCUCAUGUCCUGCACAAAAAGUGCCCAAACUCCAAGAGUUUGUAUACUGUUGUAUACU
This is a messenger RNA of Fundulus heteroclitus (mummichog), 1144 nucleotides long. Its product is annotated as coiled-coil domain-containing protein 106-like. The coding region runs from base 43 to 951 and encodes 302 amino acids. The transcript is spliced from 3 exons. NCBI's taxonomy places the organism in Eukaryota, Metazoa, Chordata, Actinopteri, Cyprinodontiformes, Fundulidae. The record is from RefSeq and is a predicted model, not a curated record. Gene Ontology annotation, cellular component: nucleoplasm.